AUGGGCGUCACCGAAGCGGCCCCGGGCGGCGCUCCGCCGGGCUCCAGCAGUUUCACGUGGGACCUACACCCGCCUGGACCCGGGCGCGUACACCCUGUGGCGGAAAGCUGGGGAGCCCAAUGUCCGCAGACCCAGCGAAGCAGGGUCGACGCCGUGAAUCAGGUGUUUCGAGAAGCGAGGGGCGCGAGCUUCCAUAGUGCGGGGGAAGGUGCCUGCUUCCUCCGUCGGGGCCGCACUUUCACGGUACAUCCAACUCCAAGGCGGCAACCAGUGGCCUGGACUUUCAGGUUGUGUCCUCAUAGGCGGGGACAGAGGACGCUUAGGGAUGCCCUGUGGGAACGCAGCUCCUCUCCACGGCCCGGUCCAGCGGGGAGUCCGAAACGCCACGUUGCGUUAUCUCAGUUCCCAGCAUUCACUACCCCUGGAAGGACCCCGGGCGCCGAGUCAACUCAGCGGAGUCUCCGGCCGGGCUAUAAGGACCCGGGAACAGCAGGAAAACACGCGAGGCGCCGCUUUCGCGACCGCCCCAAACCCAUCUUUUCUUCGGGAACUGCCCGCAAGACUUGGGGCUGGGGAGUGGAGCUGCUUCUCCGCACUCCCACUGCCCUCCGGAGCCCAGCACGUAGCCGGGCAGGAAAGGUGAAGCGUCUACAAGGCCUCAAUUUCGAAACCGGACUCGGAAAAUCCCGAUUUCCUGUCCCAAUAAGAUGCCUUUAUUGUGGCCGCGUCCGCUCUCGCCUCGGACGGCGGGGACUCUGGGGGCCCCUUACUGGGCCUGCUCUAUACGCAGCCCCGCCCUGGAUUUGAGUUUCUUGUUUUACAUCCGGGAAUUAGUCACUCCAGGAGUCCUGGCGGGAGGGAGUGGGGGGAGAGAGGAAGUUGAGGACCUAAGGCCAUUGAAGGUGAAGAUGCGAGGAGGGGCGCCCUUAGGCCGACCCGCUGCCUCCCACCCGGACUCAGAAUGUGUGCCCCAGGACAGAGGAAGCGGCACUGUAAAAGUGGCACAUUUAGCUGGGUUUGAGUUUCUGACACGGAUUAAAACCAAGGGCGGAGACUUACACUCCAGGACUGCAGCGCACUCCCGGAUCCUGCUCACUUCAUUCCUCCACCCACCUGCGGCCUUGCCGGACCCUGGGAAUCUUAAAAAUGCUGUCCCACAGUCCCUGCCGUCUCUGGAACUGCAGCAGGUGCUCAGCCCCAGGAUGGCUCCAGGCGCACUGACCGCAUCCUCCAUGAAACCACAGGGACCCACGCCUCUUGUAAAUCUACUCAUCUGUAAAAUGGGAAUAAUGGAACCUCCCUCAUAGAGUUGUGAAAACGCACGUGCCACGUUUUACCUGCAGAAGCUCAACUAACCCGUCAAACAGCCUGGUCGGGGAGGUAUUUCUACCCUUCUUGUCACUGAUGAAGAAACUGAGACCUAGAGAGGGGGCCUAGCUUGCUCAGGCCGCUUCAACUAGAAAAAGGCCAAGCUGAAUUCGCAUUCAGGGCACUCUCCUCUUGCACAGUAAGGGGGCCGAGACUGGGGCCGAGCCGCGCAAGGGCGACUCCACGUUCCCUCGGUGGCCUGGAGGACUGAAUUCUCGACCAGGCGACCAAAAAUAACAACCAGCAGGAGCCGAGACCCGAGAGUCAGACCCCACCCAACCCAGCCAGAAAUGAGGGAGAACUGGAGGGGGUCGCGCGGGGGCGGGGCCAAAGCCCCACGUGCGCCGCCUGCAGCCGCUUCAAGAAGCCCUUUGUCGCGAGCAGCCGCGUUCGUGCCGCACUCGGAGGCUUAAAAUAAAGACAAUGUUCCCAGCCUCCCUGCGGCUAAAUCGGGCGCGAGUGCGGGGGUGGUGAGCGAGCCGGGCGGGAGCGCUUCUCCAGGCCGUACCUCUCUUCUCCCCUCCUGCCUCAGUUUCCCCAUCUGAUAAGGGCGACCUAGCCAAGUCUGGGCGGGGACGUCA
Molecule: messenger RNA, 1949 nt
Organism: Pan troglodytes (chimpanzee)
Lineage: Eukaryota; Metazoa; Chordata; Mammalia; Primates; Hominidae
Exons: 3
Coding region: 1-807 (268 amino acids)
Source: RefSeq, a predicted model, not a curated record